CUCGGCUAAAUCCUUUUCAACCGGACCGGCCACAUCAGCUGAAGCUGUCCCGACUUUCGUCCUUUCGGGACCCUGUAUUUUCGGACCAGUAUCGAGCCCCUUGGGUAAAGCACGCCCAGUGCGCGCCGCAGCCCGAACCCCGGCCACAGCCCCGACCCCGGACCAGAGCGCCGCGCCCGUUCCAUCCACCGUCUUACCCCCGCACGUGUGACGUACCCGUGCAUGCGCCAAGCAUGUCGGCUCCUCAACCGCAAAACCAAGCACCCCCGGCGGUGCCGAUGGCAGGCAUCGUCAAGCAGGUCCUGUCUGGGGACACGGUAGUGAUCCGUGGGCAGCCCCGGGGUGGUCCGCCGCCCGUGCGGACCCUCUACCUGUCCAACAUCACGGCCCCCAAGCUGGCCAAGCGUCCCACCGAGACCAUCAGUGAGACCAAGGACGAGCCCUUUGCCUGGGAGGCCCGGGAGUUCCUGCGCAAGAAGCUGGUGGGCAAGGAGGUGAUCUUCUUUGUGGAGUACAGCGUAAGCAACCGGGACUACGGCACUGUUUACCUGGGCAAGGACAGGAGCGGCGAGAAUGUUGCAGAGUCCCUCGUGUCCGAGGGUCUGGUGGAUGUUCGGCAAGGAGGCAAGGGGGAGAGCCACCAGCGCCUCUGCGACCUCCAGGAGGUGGCGAAGUCGGCCGGGCGGGGCAAGCACGGCCCGGACGCGAGCUCGCACGUGCGGGACGUCAAGUGGACCCUGCGGGACAACGAGGACCCCCGGACCUUCGUGGACCGACACGGCCGGAAGCCCAUUCCAGCCGUGGUGGAGCACGUGCGGGACGGCUCCACCGUGCGGGUCAUGCUGCUGCCGGAUUUCCAUUACAUCACGCUCAUGCUGUCCGGCAUACGGUGCCCGUCGACGCGUCCGGACGAGUCCUCCUCGGGGGCGGAGUCUCCCCUGGUGGAGGAGGCCAAGUACUUCACGGAGAGCCGGCUGCUGCAGAGGGACGUGGAGGUGGUCCUGGAGGGGGCCACCAACCAGAACUUCACCGGCUCCGUGCUGCACCCCAAUGGCAACAUUGCAGAGGGGCUGCUGAAAAACGGCUUUGCCAAGUGCAUUGACUGGAGUCUGACAACGGUCACUGGAGGUUCUGAGAAGCUCAAGGCUGCCGAAAAGGAGGCCAAGGAGAAGCGGCUGCGGCUGUGGAAGGACUACUCCGCCCCCACCGCGGGGCUAGGGGCGGACGCCAAGUUCGAGGGCAAGGUGGUCGAGGUGAUCAAUGCGGACGCCCUCGUGGUGCGGCUCGAAGACGGAGAGCUGCGCAAGAUCUUCCUCUCGAGCAUACGGCCGCCCAGGCGGUCGGAGGAGACGAAGGCGAGCGGUGGGGAGUCCGGGGGCAAGGAGCGCAACUUCCGGCCCCUGUACGACAUCCCCUUCAUGUACGAGGCCCGGGAGUUCCUGCGCAAGAAGCUCAUUGGCAAGAACGUCCAGGUGGGCGUGGACUACAAGCAGCCAGCCUCCAACUCUUUCCCGGAGAAGACCUGCUGCACCGUCACCAUCGGCGGCAUCAACGUGGCGGAGGCCCUGGUGAGCAAGGGCCUGGCGACGGUGGUGCGCUACCGGCAGGACGACGACCAGCGCUCGGCCCACUACAACGAGCUGCUGGCCGCGGAGAUGAAGGCCCAGAAGUCCAGCAGGGGCCUGCACUCCAAGAAGGACGCCUCAGGACACAGGGUCGUCGACCUGUCCGGGGACCCGGCCAAGUCGAAGCAGUUCCUGCCCUUCCUCCAGCGGGCCGGCAAGAUGGAGGCCGUGGUGGAGUUUGUGGCCAGCGGGUCCCGGCUGCGCCUCUACAUCCCCCGCGAGAACUGCCUGGCCACUUUUCUGCUUGCCGGCAUCUCGUGCCCGAAGGCCUCGCGACUCCAGGGUGGCCAGCAGGUGGAAGGGGAGCCCUUUGGCAACGAGGCCCUCGCCUACACCAAGGGACUCUGCCUGCAGAGGGAGGUGGAGGUUGAAGUGGACGCCAUGGACAAGGCAGGCAACUUCAUCGGAUGGCUGACGGUGGAGGGGGUGAACCUGUCGGUGGCCCUGGUGCGGGAGGGCCUGGCUAGCGUGCACUUCACGGCGGAGCGCAGCGCCCACUUCCGGGCCCUGCAGCUGGCCGAGGAGCAGGCCAAGCAGCGUCGCGACCGCAUCUGGGCCGGCUGGGAGGAGCCCUCCGAGGAGGCCAAGCAGGCCGAGGUGGUCUCGGAGCGCAAGGUCACCUACAAGAACGUCUUGGUCACCGAGGUCAAGCCGGACCUCUCCUUCUACGUACAGUUCUUCGACGACGGACCGAAAGUGGAGGAGAUGCUGACACUGCUGAGGCAGGAGCUGACGGAGCACCCCCCGAUGCCGGGCGCCUACGCCCCCAAGAAGGGAGACCUGUGUGCAGCCAAGUUCAGCGAGGACGACCUCUGGUACAGGGCCAAGGUCGAGAAGGUCUCCAGUUCCGGCGAAGUGGACAUCUUCUUCAUUGACUACGGCAAUCGGGACAAGACGGACGUGAGCCGGCUGGCGCCCCUGCCCUCGCUGGGCAUCCGGGACUUGCCCCCUAUGGCCCGGGAGUACUCGCUGGCCCUGGUGGCCCUGCCCAAGGACCCCGAGCAGGCCCAGGAGGCCCGCCAGGCCAUGGUACAGCUGACGGCCGAGGCAGCCCUGCAGCUGAACGUGGAGUACCGGGUGGGGGGCCAGGACUUUGUGACCCUGCUGGUCAAGGAGGGCGGCCUGGACGUGGGCAAGAGCCUGCUCCAGGAGGGCUGGGUGCUGCUGGAGGAGCGCAGGGACCGCCACCUCCAGGACCUCGUCCGGGAGUAUGCCCAAGCUCAGGACUCUGCCAAGGCUAAGCGGCUGAACCUCUGGUGCUACGGGGACGUGACAGAGGACGACUCGAAGGAGUUCGGAUGGGGACGCUGAGACACCCCCCAAGAGACGCCACGGCACAAAGUCAACCUCCGCUCAUCGAUGUUGCGCCAACCACGAAAGUGAACUUGGAAAGAGAGUAAAAAAAAGGGGUGUGGGAUGAAAGGAACAAUGGCUUUUUGGGCGGCCCCGCUGCCAGCAAGGCGUUCGUCGUGCAGCAGGUGGUUCGUCGAGCAACCGAGGAAAUUGCGGCUUCUGUGCGGAGAGACGACAGCCUUCCACGUUCUGUAUACUAUUGAAAAUGACUCGCACCGCUGGAGAGAGGGUUUGUUACACGGUUGUCAGGCGCUGCCUCCCUUCCCCUCUGCCUGGGACCUAGGGGGAGGCGGCCAUGUUUUACGUGCAGUGUUGGGUAGCAGAUCUCACGCGGCACCCGUUCGGUCCGAAAGAACGUUCGUAUACUUUUUGACUUGAUUUGUCUUUUUUUUAAUAAAGGAGUUGACUUUGGA
Messenger RNA from Ixodes scapularis (black-legged tick), 3391 nucleotides. RefSeq names its product staphylococcal nuclease domain-containing protein 1 (gene Tudor-SN). Gene Ontology annotation, molecular function: RNA binding; nuclease activity. Gene Ontology annotation, biological process: regulatory ncRNA-mediated gene silencing; mRNA catabolic process. NCBI's taxonomy places the organism in Eukaryota, Metazoa, Arthropoda, Arachnida, Ixodida, Ixodidae. Gene Ontology annotation, cellular component: cytosol; RISC complex; nucleus. The transcript is spliced from 16 exons. Bases 234 to 2936 code for a protein of 900 amino acids. The record is from RefSeq and is a predicted model, not a curated record.